This is a messenger RNA of Salvelinus namaycush (lake trout), 2019 nucleotides long. Its product is annotated as interleukin-6 receptor subunit beta-like. Gene Ontology annotation, cellular component: CRLF-CLCF1 complex; external side of plasma membrane; signaling receptor complex. NCBI's taxonomy places the organism in Eukaryota, Metazoa, Chordata, Actinopteri, Salmoniformes, Salmonidae. The transcript has 16 exons. Gene Ontology annotation, molecular function: cytokine receptor activity; cytokine binding. The coding region runs from base 1 to 2019 and encodes 672 amino acids. Gene Ontology annotation, biological process: cytokine-mediated signaling pathway; positive regulation of tyrosine phosphorylation of STAT protein. The record is from RefSeq and is a predicted model, not a curated record.
AUGGAGGCAAAGGAACACUGGUUCCUGCCAGGGUUUCUGGUUCUUGCUAUGGUAAUAGCUCAAGGGACAACUAGUAAAUAUCUUUCUCGUCCUCAAUGCUACAAGAAAACUGAAAAAGCUACCACCUAUACAUGUGAAUGGACGAAGUCUGGGCCUAUGCAAAAUGCCACCUAUGAGCUUUUUUACAAGCGCUCCAAUUCUGCUGAAAAUAAAAAAUCAUUGGGCAAAAAUCAGCAGAGCUAUAUCUUUGUGAAUGACGAUAAAGUGCUCGAAAAAGUGCCCGUGGAUCUAUGGGUGGUUGCUUAUAUAGGCAACUGGAGCUGCCAGUCACACAGUACCUCUGUUCGACUUAAUGAAAGUGUUAAGUAUGAAGCGCCCCAAAAUAUGUCUAUGUCAAGAUCCUCAAGUAAUCUUACCCUCAGCUGGGUUAACAAGGAAGUGAAAAAUCACAUGCCGGAAGAUGUUGUAUUAGAGGUCAAGUUCAGAAGAUUAGAGAAAACCUCCGGGAUAUGGAACACAACUGAAACACAAGUCAAACAAGCCAUGGUCACUCUGGAGAAUCUCCAGAACCAAUACAUGUACCAACUGCAGGUCAGACAAAAGUCCAAGCAUGUCAAAUGUCCCCUGUGGAGCGACUGGACUCCAAUAUUGGACGUUCCCACUGAAAUCCAAAAUCCCACAGAGGUUAAGUGGACAGUGGAGGAUUUUAACAAUGGUACCCGACUACUCAAGCUGACUUGGGGUACACCACCUUAUCCAGUCUCUGUGGGACAGGUGAAAUAUAACCUCUCUCUCCAUAUUUGGCCUUGCCAACUAAAGCGAAAGAACCACACCAAUAUCACUACCACUGAGUUCAGUGUUUAUGUGACUUACUCUGCUGUCAGUGGUUACAUUUUUUCCUUUAAUAAGGUGGGAAAGUCAUCGCAGACUCAUAUCCUUGUCCCAGCAAAACAUCUUACAUAUCCCAGGAAGUCUUGGCCUGAUGACAAACUCAUCCCACGCAAUUAUACCCCUCGCCUUAAAAAUUCCUGUCUGGAAUGGUACAAGCUAACAGACGGAGAAACACAACCAGCCAAAGUGAAUAUAUCAAAGAUUAUGAAUGGAACAGUGGAGGAAACACUCAAAUCUAUCAGACAAAAGAUGGACGACUAUGUACGUUACUUUUACCUCGUUCACAAACAAACUGAUGGAAAGCCACAAACAACAGAAAUGCGUCUCAUGUAUAAAAAAGAGGGUGCAGCUAGUAAGGCACCUGAGAAUUUAACUGUUAAUGUAAUAACCAACUCUGCAAAGCUGCAUUGGAAACCUAUUCCUGUGCAAGACCAGCAAGGCUUCCUUACACACUACGAAGUCUGCUACACAAGAAGCCAAAAUGAUGGGGCGAUUGAAAUAAAAAAGUGUCACAACAUUUCAGCAUCAAAAACAGAGUACCUUAUUCAAAACCUGACACCUAAGUCCGUAUACAAUAUCUAUCUUGCUGGAGCAACAGCUGCAGGCUCAGGACCAAAUAUAUCUAUACAUAUCUUCACAAAGCUUCAACCCAAGUCCAUUAAUGGUUGGAUGAUAGCUGGCAUAAUUGUUUUAAUUGCAAUAUUAAUAACAAUAUGCUUAUUUAUCAUCAUCAAGAGACAUAAAAGCAAGAUCUUCCCACCAAUACCACGUCCUAUGGUCGCAGAGUCCAAUAACUAUCGAGUGAGUACUCAGGACAUGUAUGAGAUUAAGGAAGAGGUGCAUGAGCUGCAGCUACAUGACAAGAGCAGCAAAGAUCCCAACCCUGAGGAAGCCCCUCUCCUGGAGGUGUGUGAAGACUCGAACGAGAAGAGCCUUGGAGACUCCAGCACACCAGAUGGAGUCAGUGACCCACUGACCUCUAAUUUUAGGGGCCAGGUGUUAAGUCUAGAAACCGCCGAUCCAAGCCAAAGAGAGAUUGACUGUGAAGUCACCAUGCUGAUGUAUAGGAACGGUCUGGUCUUUGAUAUGAAGGCAGACUCCACCGAGGAUGUCGGGACGCCACUGUAG